Messenger RNA from Castor canadensis (American beaver), 2391 nucleotides. It is a transcript of the gene Appbp2, whose product is annotated as amyloid beta precursor protein binding protein 2. Gene Ontology annotation, cellular component: Cul2-RING ubiquitin ligase complex. Gene Ontology annotation, molecular function: protein binding; ubiquitin-like ligase-substrate adaptor activity. The record is from RefSeq and is a predicted model, not a curated record. Lineage: Eukaryota; Metazoa; Chordata; Mammalia; Rodentia; Castoridae. Gene Ontology annotation, biological process: intracellular protein transport; proteasome-mediated ubiquitin-dependent protein catabolic process.
UUGGCGCUGGGACGGAACCCGGGUUCCUCUCCAACCCGGAAUGUGAGGCUUCGGCUCAGCUGUGGGUUGUUCCUGUCCCGCUCUUUUCUCCAGGCCUGUGUCGGUUGCCGCUGCCCCUCGGCUCGCCUCAGGAGGAACCAGGGCGGCCGUGCCCUUCUGUAGUGUGCCCGCGUGGCUGCCGCCGCCGCCUCUCCGAAUCCUCCGGGGCAGCCGAGGAGUUCGCUACGGAGGGAGGCGGGGGCCUUCGGGAGGAGGAGGCGGAGGAGGCGGAGGAGGAGGGAAGGAAGAUGGCGGCCGUGGAACUAGAGUGGAUCCCAGAGACUCUUUACAACACCGCCAUCUCCGCUGUCGUGGACAACUACAUCCGCUCCCGCCGAGACAUCCGCUCCUUGCCCGAGAACAUCCAGUUCGAUGUUUACUACAAGCUUUACCAACAGGGACGUUUAUGUCAACUGGGCAGUGAAUUUUGUGAAUUGGAAGUUUUUGCUAAAGUAUUGAGAGCUUUGGAUAAAAGACAUUUGCUUCAUCAUUGUUUUCAGGCUUUGAUGGAUCAUGGUGUUAAAGUUGCUUCAGUUUUGGCAUACUCAUUCAGUAGACGGUGCUCAUAUAUAGCAGAAUCAGAUGCUGCAGUAAAGGAAAAAGCUAUUCAGGUUGGCUUUGUUUUAGGUGGCUUUCUUUCAGAUGCAGGCUGGUACAGUGAUGCUGAGAAAGUUUUUCUAUCUUGCCUUCAGCUGUGUACUCUGCAUGAUGAGAUGCUUCACUGGUUUCGGGCAGUGGAAUGUUGUGUGAGGUUGCUUCAUGUACGAAAUGGAAACUGCAAAUAUCAUUUGGGUGAGGAAACAUUUAAGUUAGCUCAGACAUACAUGGACAAACUGUCAAAACAUGGCCAGCAAGCAAACAAAGCUGCACUGUAUGGAGAGCUGUGUGCACUACUAUUUGCAAAGAGUCAUUAUGAUGAGGCAUACAAAUGGUGCAUCGAGGCAAUGAAAGAAAUUACAGCAGGCUUGCCAGUCAAAGUUGUGGUGGAUGUUUUAAGACAAGCUUCUAAGGCUUGUGUAGUAAAACGUGAAUUCAAGAAGGCAGAACAGUUAAUUAAACAUGCAGUGUAUUUGGCACGGGAUCAUUUUGGAUCCAAACACCCAAAGUACUCUGAUACACUGCUAGAUUAUGGGUUCUACUUACUCAAUGUAGAUAAUAUCUGUCAGUCUGUUGCAAUUUAUCAGGCAGCCCUUGACAUUCGACAGUCAGUGUUUGGUGGCAAAAAUAUCCAUGUAGCAACAGCUCAUGAAGACUUGGCUUAUUCUUCUUAUGUUCACCAGUAUAGUUCUGGGAAAUUUGACAAUGCACUAUUUCAUGCAGAAAGAGCUAUUGGUAUCAUUACUCACAUCCUACCUGAAGAUCAUCUUCUUCUGGCUUCUUCAAAGAGGGUGAAAGCACUUAUUUUAGAGGAGAUUGCAAUCGACUGUCAUAAUAAGGAAACUGAACAGAGGCUGCUUCAAGAAGCCCAUGAUUUGCACCUGUCUUCACUUCAACUCGCUAAAAAAGCUUUUGGAGAAUUUAACGUGCAGACAGCAAAACACUAUGGAAACCUUGGGAGACUGUAUCAGUCAAUGAGAAAAUUCAAGGAAGCUGAAGAAAUGCACAUCAAAGCAAUUCAGAUUAAAGAGCAACUUCUUGGUCAAGAAGAUUAUGAAGUAGCCCUUUCAGUGGGACAUCUGGCAUCUUUAUAUAAUUAUGACAUGAAUCAGUAUGAAAAUGCUGAGAAACUGUAUUUACGAUCUAUAGCAAUUGGAAAGAAACUUUUUGGUGAAGGCUACAGUGGACUGGAAUAUGAUUACAGAGGUCUCAUUAAACUUUACAACUCCAUUGGAAAUUAUGAGAAAGUAUUUGAAUAUCACAAUGUUCUGUCUAACUGGAACCGGUUGCGAGAUCGGCAGUAUUCAGUGACCGAUGCUCUUGAAGAUGUCAACACCAGCCCCCAGUCCACUGAAGAAGUGGUGCAGUCCUUCCUGAUUUCUCAGAAUGUUGAGGGACCAAGCUGCUGAGGGAGGACCUCAGUUAACCAAUUACCUUUUCCCAGAUUCCAGGGAAUUCAUACUGUGAAAUCAAAACCAUGUUGUUUGGGGGCUGGGUUUGCAUUGAAACACUGGUCCAGUCCCUUGAAGACCCUAUUUUGGGUAACCCUAUCUUGCAGAGUGUCAGUAGAAUAAGCAUAUAUUCAGUUAUAUUCAGCAUGUAAUGCAUGGAUAAGUAGUCUGGCCCAUAUUUUAAACUUAGUAGAGCAAACAGGAAAUCUUUUUUUUUUCUUUUCUUUUUAAAAAAAGAAUUCAUUUUGCAAAAAGCCCGAAAGAAAAAAAAAAAGAACCCCUAAAUAAAACUAUUUAAGAGUUU